Molecule: messenger RNA, 1923 nt
Organism: Megalopta genalis
Lineage: Eukaryota; Metazoa; Arthropoda; Insecta; Hymenoptera; Halictidae
Source: RefSeq, a predicted model, not a curated record
UUCCUUUGAUUCUUUUGCUCGUCACCGCGUACAGAGAACCGUAUCUGGUCGAACAAACAUCGUCGAACCCGACGAAGCAAUAGUUGCACGAAUUAAAUCCACUACAACUUUCGAAUAAUAACAUUUUACAGCGAAGUUAUCAAAAGACUCUAGUUACCAUCUUAAACACAAAAUCGAUCGUUCUGGUCACACCAGUCGCACUGCUGAAUUUUGCAACCGUGCAGUGACAUCGUACGGUGAGAAAAGUAUGAACUUCCAUACGGUCGGCGACCAUGUUCGCGUUGACAUAACCUAGAGUGCGCCAGUCGUCCGCCAUCAGCUGUUCCGUUGUUUCUAUAUUUGUCGCGUCGAAAGCGAUCUCGUGUUUUGCCAUGGCAAUUUUGUGACAAGAGUGCAAUUUUACGCCCGUAUCGAGAUAUUAUUGCCGUAGCCGUCUGAUAGUUGCAAAAAAAACACGCGUUGUCGACGUAAUUGCAGUUGUCGUUGUAAAUACAUCUGACACAGCGCCAAAAUUGUGCGGUCGAUGGAAUUUGAGUCGGUUCCUGGGCCUGAAUAGGUUAAGUUCGAAAUUGCAGCAGCAUAGGAGCGUACGUUUCCUGGCAACAAGAACAACAAGUAUCUUUCAACGAUCGUUCAAACAUGGCGGACUACUGGAAGUCGCAGGGCAGAAAAUUCUGCGAUUUCUGCAAGUGUUGGAUCGCCGACAACAAGCCUAGCAUCGAUUUCCAUGAGGGUGGAAAGAAGCACAAAGACAAUGUCAGCAAACGGCUCAAAGAGAUACAUAAGAACAGCGCGAAGCAGGCGAAGCAAAACAAGAAGAUGGAGGACGACAUCAGGAAGAUGGAGAGCGCAGCCAUGGCCGCGUACCUGAAGGACGUCGAGAACAACACCAGGGAUAUGACCGCCGAUAGGAUCAUCGAAGAGAAGAGGAAUAGAAGCGACGUGAGUAUAAGCAAUAACAGUGCGACAACGAUGAAGCUUUUGGAUCGGUCGAUGCAUUCUCGAUUGUUUCAGACACCGAGCGGAAAUCGUGCGACGACGAUCCCGGGAACAACGUCUGGUGUCAAAUGCAAAACUCAACAGUUUCUUCACGAGAUCGACCCGUGCGACCCGACCCUCUCGCGAACCAGCAGACAGUACCAACAGCAGCCCAGAGUUCCGGCAAAACCGGAAAACAAGGCCCAAGGAAAGAGCAAAGCUAACAAAGGGAAGGGCAAGGGGAGGAAAGCCCAGGAAGAGGAUCGUUCUGCGAAACCGGUGCGUAAGCUCUGGUACGAGGCGCGCAGUCCAGAAGGGUACACGUACUACUGGCACAUCGAAACGAACGAGACCGCGUGGGAUCCGCCCGAGGAGGGUUACAUGACGUUCGCCGAGCAAGAGGAGGAAGCUAGAGAACAGGCGCUUCAGGAGGAGCUCCUGGAACAGCUGAAGCAGGAAGAAGAGAUCGCGAACAAGGAGAUCCUCGAGGAGAAGCGAGCGAACGCGGAGCGAGAACGAUCGAGGCAGCUGAGGAAGUCGAGGUCGGAGAGCAACCGACUGGACGAGACAACGGAUACGGCGAGCGCGACGAGGGACGGGCAGAAGACUCGAGAGGAGAAGCGUGAGGAAGAGCAGCGACCUUACAGAAGGGAUUACAGCGGGUCGUGCCAAAAGUCGCAUCCUUAUGGAGCAUGGCAGACGGUCAGGGUCGUCGAGACGAAGCCAGUGGACUUGCAGCUGCCACGACUGCCCCAGAAGACGACCGCGCCGGUGGCGGCCUUCGACAAGGCGGAACCACCGCCCCCGCAGAGGACGUUCAAAGAGAAAACGGUGACGCGUGUCGACACGGGCGACAGCGACGGGGACUACGAACCGACCGCGUUCAAGAAACGGAAGAUCGGCAACAAAAAUGUACGAAAACGAUUAAACGAUGACUGAUGAUUA